GCUCCAAGUAAACAGCUGACGUAUGAGUAUGAGAAAAAACGAGAAAAACAAAUAGUCAGUGAGAUAAAUACGUGUUAGAUUUGCGGCAUAAAACGUUAGACAAUUCAAUUGUGAUUGGCAUCAGCGAUAUGGAAACACCGACCGCCGAUGAUUUGCUACAGUUUCGCGACUACAGCGCAACAAAUAGCGGCGCACCAGCACAAAUCAAUGUGAACUCGCCAACGCAUGCAACUGGCGGUGGCGGUGGUAUUGGUAGCGGCAACUUUAACGCACAGCGCCAACGUGGUGAUCCACUGGCCGAUCUUAUCUAUGAUAUGAGUAAUACGGCACAGUCGAUGACUGGCGGUGGAGGCGGUGGCUCUGGCGGUGGCUCUGGUGGUGCACAAGGCGCCUCAACGGAUGCGGCAGCUGGCGGUGCACGUCUCUCCUUUCUGACCAUCGAAUACUAUCAGCAAUUCUUUAACGUGGACACAUAUAUGGUGAUGGAGCGUAUUGUCAACUCGAUGAUACCAAAACGCGCGGCUGCCAACUAUUUGCGCAUGAACAUUGGCGAGAAUCCGGAUUUGUAUGGUCCCUUCUGGAUAACCAUAACGCUGAUCUUCUCGAUUGCGAUUAGUGGUAACAUUGCCAGCUAUUUGCAGCAGGCAAAUGAAAAGUACCACUGGCAUUAUAAUUUCCAUCUGGUCUCUUAUGCUGCCACCUGCAUAUUUUUAUAUGCCAACAUUCUGCCAGCCAUUCUCUGGGCACUCUUUAAGUAUAGUCUCAAGCCGGUGGAUCAAGCGGAUGCCGUUGAAACGGACAGUGCGAGCUACACGCCCACUUUGUUGUCCCUCAUGUGCAUCUAUGGCUACAGUUUGGCCAUCUAUAUACCCGUUUCCAUACUCUGGGUCAUCAAUAUAUCAUUAUUACAGUGGCUGCUGGUUAUAACGGCCGCAAUGCUCUCUGGCACCGUGCUGAUUGCCGUGCUCACUCCUGCGCUACGCAAUUCACAGUAUUCCCUAUUUCUUAUCAUUGGCAUACUCAGUGCUCACGUUGUUCUGGCUGCCGGAUUUCUGCUUUACUUCUUCCAUAGUCCACCCGAUCCUUUGACGGGUCUCAAGAUGACACCGCCACCACCCGUUAAUGCCAUACAAAAGAUGGUCACCCAAGUAGUGUCCGGAGAUCUGCCGCCGUCUAAUCAAACGGGCUAGAUAAUAUAUACAUUCCUGUGCAAAUUACAGGCGACAAAUAUACUUUUUUUUAAUAAUAUCUGUUGUACAUUAAGUUCCACGUUUUUUUAUCUUUCCCUAUUUCCUUGGUCUGACAAAUAUAUCUACAUGGAUGCAUAUAACGAGAUGAUACACCGGAUGCAGCCAGAACUGCAGCUGUACUUUAAAUAAAUUCUUAAUUGUUAGUCUA
This is a messenger RNA of Drosophila innubila, 1398 nucleotides long. RefSeq names its product protein YIPF1. The transcript is spliced from 4 exons. Lineage: Eukaryota; Metazoa; Arthropoda; Insecta; Diptera; Drosophilidae. Gene Ontology annotation, molecular function: small GTPase binding. Gene Ontology annotation, biological process: vesicle-mediated transport. Gene Ontology annotation, cellular component: membrane; Golgi apparatus. Bases 129 to 1190 code for a protein of 353 amino acids. The record is from RefSeq and is a predicted model, not a curated record.